AUGACGGCACCGCCAUUCGUCAUGUCAAGCAUCGCAGAGACCGAGACCAUGUGCGACGACCUGCUCAUAAUGCUCCUGGCGCGCAAGGACUACCCUCGAAAAAAGAAUAUCACUGUAGAUGAGCUCCGCCCUGUCUUCUGGAAGCUUGUCUUCUCCGACGGCUGGGACACGUCUCAACCCAACCCCAAGCCUACCGCCUUCGAACCCAUGCGCGAAUCGAUGAACGAUUACAAAGGCAUCCACAUCGGUCAAUACUUUGACGAAGGCAAUGGAAGAAGGGGCUCUUGGGAACAGGCAUGGCUGAAGGUUCAAUUAAAGGAGGACGACCUGUCCUUCUGUUGGUACGGCUUGAAGGGUGAACGAACUCUAACAAUAGAAGUCUUGUGGCUAAGAGGGACGGGCGACGUAAAGGCAAAGGCGGUCAACGACUGGGAUGCGAGAGAACUGACCAAGGUCAGCGAUUGGAACGCUGAUAUGAUCAGGUUCUGGGGUCGACAGCGUCUCCUGAAAUUCGUCAGGGAGCUAAACGGAAACACCUCCGAUGACGGCCAGACAGAAUACGUUUUUGACGAAGUUGAGGAAGAUGUCCAGAAUCUCGAGAAACCCCGUCUUUGCCGACAAAUUCUCCGAGAGAAGAUCAAGAGAGAGCGACUGGAGAUCGGUCGGAUUGCCAAGAGCCAGACACAGAACCUCAGUGUUGCUGAUCUAUAUGACAGCCAUCAAGGCGACCAAAUCAACAACAAAUUAAAGGAGGAUGAUGUUCACCUGAAGGAACUGAGGGAGGCGAAGGAGAUGCUGCUGCAGUUAUUAACGGAGGCUCAGGUGGACUACGAACGGCACUAUUGGUAG
Messenger RNA from Colletotrichum karsti, 849 nucleotides. RefSeq lists its product as uncharacterized. The transcript has a single exon. NCBI's taxonomy places the organism in Eukaryota, Fungi, Ascomycota, Sordariomycetes, Glomerellales, Glomerellaceae. Bases 1 to 849 code for a protein of 282 amino acids. The record is from RefSeq and is a predicted model, not a curated record.